GUAUGGCAGUGUGAUCCAGUAGAGUAGUUGACGCACUGUAGUAACUCACUUCCUGGUAGGACUGUCUUCCUGGUAGGACUGUAACACUAUGGAGUCUCGCGUUGUGGCUGUAUUUCUCACGCUUCUCUGGCAGUCAUCAGGCAGCUGCCCUAACGGUACAUACGGCUACCAGUGCGGCUGCAGAUGUAACUGUGACCAAGACAAGUGUGAUUCUACUUCCGGCUGCAGUCCGCCAGCCUGUCACACAGGAUGGUCUGGUGCGACAUGUCAGAAACAUAAUGUUGCGAGGAAGAAAGUUACAUCAUCCAGUGGAGAGGGUCCCUGGCUGUCAUCCAUAGCUACAGACGGAAGAACUGCUGCACACACGUAUCAUGUCUGUAUGGAGAUAAAGCCCAGCAACCCCAACUGGUGGCGUGUGGAUCUCAAUGACACAGUGCUGAUACGUGAGGUCACCAUCUACUUCAGACUUGAUCAUAGACCAAGGAGAAAUGGCAUCCCGGUGUACGUGACCAACUCGACUGAUGCACCCAGUGGUGACAACUGCUACAACGUGACAGGAGGAAGCGAUGGAAGUGAUAUUGCUAACGUCACACGGGCACCUUGCUCUGGCAUGGGGCGCUACAUCUUGCUUUACACAACAGUGAACAAUGAUGGGGACAGUCUGCCUGUACUUGACUUUUGUGAGGUAGAAGUAGACGUGUGUGGUCCCGGUACCUUCGGCGCUGACUGUAACAACUACUGCCACUGUGACGGUGAUGUGUGCAACUAUGUGAGCGGCAUCUGUCCAAGUGGAAUGUGUAUGUCAGGCUGGCUUGGCAACAGUUGCAACACCACAUGUCCCACGGGAGACUAUGGACGACGCUGCUCCAAGCGAUGCACAGACAGAAUGUGUAAGGACAACACCUCCAGCUGUAACCAUGCAACUGGUAAAUGUUUAGGAGGAUGUCUGGCAGGCUACCAAACACCGGACUGCACACAGGAAUGCGUCGAUACGUAUGGAGAGAACUGCGCAAGAAGCUGCUCAGCCAGACAUUGUAGAGACACGCCACAAUCUGUAUGUGAUCACGUGACUGGAUGGUGUAAAGGAGGCUGCAGUCCCGGAUGGAAAUAUGUCGAUUGCACAACAGGCUGUGUCCAAGAUGUGGAGUAUGGUGCCGGAUGUACAGGCAACUGCAGUGCCCGGAUGUGUGAGGGAGGGUCGGGCACCUGUCCCCGGGACACAGGCUUGUGUAUUGAUGGGUGCCAGUCAGGGUGGACAGGAGAGGAUUGUACUCAGAGUGUGACUGUUUCAACUCCUCAAUCCGACGACUCAAACGGAGCUACGAUUGGUGGUAUCGUUGGUGGCGUGUUAGCAGUGGUCGUGGUUGUACUUGCUGUGAUAGGUGUUAUGUUUUACAGGAGAAAAAACAACGCCAGUAAUGUCAACAAGGAACACUCCAUCUACGAAGACAUAUCAGCUAUGGAACCAGACAGACACCAGGUGCAAGCAUCCCAGCGAGUAAACAGAGACAAGGAGGAGGAGACUGAGAUGGAGGAGAUGGAGGAGGAGGCUGACAGAAGCUCUUACUACAACAUCAAGGCUCCAGUUAUAGUGACGGAAGUGGCUGUGGACAAGCUAGGGGACGGAAUCAGAGAACUGCAGGCUACUGAAGGAGGAUUCGAACAGGAAUUCAAGCGGUUAAUAUCCGGAUUCACACACCCAUAUGAAGAUUCCAAACGUGAGGAAAACAACGGCAAGAACAGGUUCAGAGAGUAUUAUCCAUAUGACUACAACCGAGUUGUCCUUCAGAAGCUUCCAGGGGAUCAAUCAUCCGACUACAUCAACGCCAGCUAUAUCAAUGGAUACUCGAUGGAUCAAGCCUAUAUUGCAGCACAAGCACCAAACAAGAAAACUGUCGGGGAUUUCUGGAGAAUGUUCUACGAGAAGAACUUGACAAGGAUCGUCAUGCUGACAAACCUGACAGAGACAGGAAAGGUGAAGUGUGUUCCCUAUUGGUCAGACACGUCUGACCUCAUUGUGGAUGUCUUCACCAUCUCCGUCACCAACAUUAGCCACAGAGCUCACUGGGUGAUCAGGGAACUCAAAGCGACUUUGAAAGAGACCGGCGAGAGUAGGCUGUUUCACCAUUUCCACUACACAAAAUGGCCAGAUCAUGGAACUCCAGAGGAAACAGCACUGAUGGAGUUUCUUUGGAGAAUAAGAAAGACACCAAGCCCUCACAAUACGCCUAUGAUGGUGCACUGCAGUGCUGGGGUCGGUCGGACAGGGACGUACAUCGCUGUGGACUACCUGCUGGACCAGGCCCUGACUGACCGGAAGGUGGACGUGUUCGGGUUUGUGAAUCUGAUGCGACAGCAGCGGAGAAAUAUGAUACAGACCAAGGAGCAGUACGCAUGCGUGUACACGACUCUACAUGAGGCACUGAUGAUGGGUGACACGACCUUGACCUCACCCGAAUUCAGGACACAAAGACGAGCAAAUAAGGUGUUCAAGAUGGGGACGGCGACAGUGUCUCAGAUGAUGAAGCAAGUUAAAGUCAGCAUCGAAGAACUUAAAUCUGCUGGGCGCAUCAAAGGUCAGGUUUGGGUGAACGGACGGACAGACAUCCUAGCUGUGAUGAUGCCUUCCCACCUGUCAGCGAAUGGCUACCUGUUAACUGAGGCCCCCUCCGUCACCACGGCGUCUCUGUUCUGGAAACUCACAGAGGAACAGGAGUCUUCCACUGUCCUUGUCCUGCCAGACUCACAUCAGCGUCUGGACAGCUUCAUGCCACUUCCAGGAGACAGCCUGGACUCGAGUACUGUGAUCGUGGGUUGUUCUACUGAGACCUCACUCAACUCUGACAUCAUCCUCAGGAAAGUCGACAGACAGAUGGAGGGCAGUGCCUCUUCCCAGCUGGUACAUGUGUAUCUCAUGACGACCUUCCGGAAAGAUGAUUAUUCCAGUCUGUUUGACCUCCUGGACCAAGUUGACCGCAAAAUAGAGGGAAAUAACUCUCAGCCAAUAACAGUUAUAUUCAGUGAAAAUGAACGACGAUCAGCCACGUUGUUCUGCAUCCUGAGUAACAUCGUGCAGGGCAUGACACACGACAAUGCGGUGGAGAUCUACAACAACAUCCGAAAGUUGGGACAUUUGUGUGACAAUGAUCUCUCGCAGGCUGACGUCUCCCUGUGUUAUGACCUGGCCUCUGCCUAUCUGGAGACACAGAGUGUUUACGCCAACAUGUGAUGGCAACCCGCACUGUCCACACUGAACCUGUCGAUCAAUGCUAUUAGUCUCUGCCUAUCUGGAGACAUAUGAUGUUAUGCCAACAUGUGAUGGCAACCCGCACUAUCCACACUGAACCUGUCGAUCAAUGCUAUUAGUCUCUGCCUAUCUGGAGACAUAUAAUGUUACGCCAACAUCUCAUGGGAGACCAUCUCUACUCCCAACGUAUGACACACGUACCCACACUGAACCUGUCCAUCAAUACUACAGAUCAUGUAUAUUCACACUGAAUCUGUCCAUCAAAAACUAAUUACCAAGUAUACCCACACUGAACCUGCCCAUCAAUACUUAUGACCAAGUAUACUCACACUGAACCUGCCCAUCAAUACUUAUGACCAAGUAUACUCACACUGAACCUGUCCAUCAAUACUUAUGACCAAGUUUACUCACACUGAACCUGUCCAUCAAUACUUAUGACCAAGUAUACUCACACUGAACCUGCCCAUCAAUACUUAUGACCAAGUAUACUCACACUGAAGCUGUCCAUCAAUACUUAUGACCAAGUAUACUCACACUGAACCUGCCCAUCAAUACUUAUGACCAAGUAUACUCACACUGAACCUGUCCAUCAAUACUUAUGACCAAGUAUACCCACACUGAACCUGCCCAUCAAUACUUAUGACCAAGUAUACCCACACUGAACCUGCCCAUCAAUAGUUAUGACCAAGUAUACCCACACUGAACCUAGCCAUCAAUACGUAUGACCAAGUAUACUCACACUGAACCUGUCGACCAAUACCAAUGGCCACGUAUAUCCACACUGAACCUACCCAUCAAUAGUAUUAGUCCCUACCUGUCUAGAGACAAAGAAUGCAUAUGAAACAAAUCAGAUCUCCUGACACAAUAUAUUUACAAUAUACCCUUCCAUCAUUACAGCUGACUUGUCAGGAUCGACACAUAGGGACAUAUUGUAACCAUCUCCUUCAAAGAGAAUGAAGUCAUCAACAGUGGUACAAAAUAUAAUGAAAUGAAAUGCAAUGUAACACAUUACAGCCCUUAACUUUGCGAUCGUAUAAUGUGAUUUUCACCUUUAUUUGAAAGUCAUGUAUUUUAUAUAAUGCAUGGAGAAACAUUACCGCCCAUCUGUUAUAUCUCGUAUAUCACUCUCAUCAUUUUGAUUAUGUUAUGACAAAUGCAAUGAACAGUGGUUAUGAAAAAUUUAUUUAAAAUGAAUGAGUUUUAUUCAUAUGUACAUUUAAAAAGCAUGCACUAAGUAGGCGCUAUUAAGAGCAAUUUAGUUUAAGAAUAUUACCAUGACGUGAGUAAUAUUGUUACUAUCAUUUUGAAUGACUGUAUAACAUGUCUCAUCUUUAACUUUGUAACAUUCUUCAUUAGAAUAUAGAUUCAGCUUAUAUUCUAACUGUAAUGUUAGGUUUGAUAUUUAAAUGCCAAGGAUUUUGAUUUGACAGAAAUAUUUCAGCACUGCAGUGAUCCCACUGUACUUGCGUAUCUAUAAACUACGACGCUCCUUUUCACAGAGUAUUUUUACAACCAUCAAGCUUAUACAGACCAUGUACUUUUGUGGCAGUGCCAAAUCCAUAUGGUCAAAGUCAACAUUUUGCAUCCGUGAUCUUUUUGAGCACAAAAUCAUUGAAUAUAUUUAUAUUUCGAUGUUGAUUGUAUACUGUAUUUUUGUUAUUGUUUUAUUUGAUAUAUUUUUGUUGCAUUUUACUUAAUUUUUGUAAAUGUAUUCUUUGGCUUCUUGUCCAUAUAUACGAGGUGAAUCUGUCUGUGAAACACAAAUUUAGAACAAGGUGGACAUUUAAAAUGCGUCCAAUGGACAAACUAUCAAUCAAAAAGAACACUCUUGCUGUGAUAUCUUUGUACAUAUUAUGAUUAUUAAUGUAUAGUGAAUUACAUCAGUUCGGGACUGGGUGGAGAGGCUCGCUGACUUGAUUGAUUCAUGACAUCUUAUUCGAUCACUGGAUUGUCUGGUCCAGGUCCGAUUAUUUAUAGACCGUUGUCAUAUAAGUAGAAUACUGCUGAGUGCGGCCUUAAACAUUAAACAAACAAAACAUCAGUUUUGACAUGUGGCACGUACGCACGUAUGUGUACAGUCUUUCUCUUCUAUUAAUUCGAGCAUUUAAGGAACUCUCACCAGUCUUCAUCUUGAUAUUUAGUAUGCCAACAUGCUCUUCGCUUCUUAUGGCUUCUGUUCGUUAGUAUAAGCUGCUUCAACACCUUUGAGAAACUGACAAACAGGUGCAGUGCCCUGAUGUCCUGUCAUCUCCCCAAGGAGGGAGCCUGUCGUGUGGACCUUGCUCGCAAUGACUGCGUCAUCUCCCCAUGGAGGGAGCCUGUCGCGUGGACCUUGCUCCCAAUGAGUGCGUCAUCUCCCCAAGGAGGGAGCCUGUCGUGUGGACCUUGCUCGCAAUGACUGCGUCAUCUCCCCAUGGAGGGAGCCUGUCGCGUGGACCUUGCUCCCAAUGAGUGCGUCAUCUCCCCAAGGAGGGAACCUGUCACGUGGACCUUGCUCCCAAUGAGUGUGUCAUCUCCCCAUGGAGGGAGCCUGUCGCGUGGACCUUGCUCCCAAUGAGUGCGUCAUCUCCCCUAGGAGUGAGCCUGUCGCGUGGACCUUGCUCCCAAUGAGUGCGUCAUCUCCCCAAGAAGGAAGCCUGUCGCGUAGACCUUGCUCACAAUGAGUGCGUCAUCUCCCCAUGGAGGGAGCCUGUCGCGUGGACCUUGCUCCCAAUGAGUGCGUCAUCUCCCCAUGGAGGGAGCCUGUCGCGUGGACCUUGCACACAAUGAGUGCGUCAUCUCCCCAUUGAGGGAGCCAGUCGUGUGGACCUUGCUCACAAUGAGUGCGUCAUCUCCCAAUGGAGUGAGCCUGUCGCAUGGACCUUGCUCCCAAUGAGUGCGUCAUCUCCCCAUUGAGGGAGCCUGUCGCGUGAACCUUGCUCACCAUGAGUGCGUCAUCUCCCCAUGGAGUGAGCCUGUUGCAUGGACCUUGCUCGCAAUGAGUGCGUCAUUUCCGCAAGGAGGGAGGCUGUCACGUGGACCUUGCUCGCAAUGAGUUCGUCACCUCUCCAAGGAGGGAGCCUGUCGCGUGAACCUUGCUCCCAAUGAGUGCGUCAUCUCUCCAAGGAGGGAGCCUGUCGCGUGGACCUUGCUCACCAUGAGUGCGUCAUCUCCCCAAGGAGUGAGCCUGUUGCAUGGACCUUGCUCGCAAUGCUUGCGUCAUUUCCGCAAGGAGGGAGGCUGUCACGUGGACCUUGCUCGCAAUGAGUUCGUCACCUCUCCAAGGAGGGAGCCUGUCGCGUGAACCUUGCUCCCAAUGAGUGCGUCAUCUCUCCAAGGAGGGAGCCUGUCGCGUGGACCUUGCUCGCAAUGAGUACUCGAUGUUUGUUUGCUUCUAUAUCAAGCUGUAAUGUCUUUCUCACUAAAUCACGGAAAAACAUUAUUCUCGAAGCUUUUAGGACAUAUACGCUAGAGAUUUAUGCACAGUUACCUGUUUUUAAUAAUGCUCUGAAAUGUACAACACUUAAUUUGUCGUUUUGCAGUAUAAUAUCCGGUUUUAGUGUACUCAGAAUAUUGUUUUAUGUUAAUGAUAAACAUAUGCAAAUUAAUAAAAUUUUAAUUCCUAUUUUCA
This is a messenger RNA of Haliotis rufescens (red abalone), 6857 nucleotides long. RefSeq names its product receptor-type tyrosine-protein phosphatase epsilon-like. Gene Ontology annotation, biological process: protein dephosphorylation. Gene Ontology annotation, molecular function: protein tyrosine phosphatase activity. Bases 89 to 3229 code for a protein of 1046 amino acids. NCBI's taxonomy places the organism in Eukaryota, Metazoa, Mollusca, Gastropoda, Lepetellida, Haliotidae. The transcript has 26 exons. The record is from RefSeq and is a predicted model, not a curated record.